Messenger RNA from Lytechinus pictus (painted urchin), 4260 nucleotides. RefSeq names its product cell adhesion molecule DSCAM-like. NCBI's taxonomy places the organism in Eukaryota, Metazoa, Echinodermata, Echinoidea, Temnopleuroida, Toxopneustidae. Gene Ontology annotation, biological process: homophilic cell-cell adhesion; synapse organization. Gene Ontology annotation, cellular component: axon; neuronal cell body; plasma membrane. Bases 189 to 2759 code for a protein of 856 amino acids. The record is from RefSeq and is a predicted model, not a curated record. The transcript has 17 exons. Gene Ontology annotation, molecular function: axon guidance receptor activity; protein binding.
GUUCCUUGAGCGAGUAUUUGUUAGAGAGUGAACUAAACUGAAUUGGAGGCACCAACAUUGCUACUUCUGCGGCAUUCAGGAAGGACUAAUCAGACAUCAGGUAUGAAAGCAAAUUGGAGUAAUUAGGAGCGAGCAAAACAAAGCUACUUUUUAGAUCUUAUUGGACUGUAUUCAACCUGCCCAUCGCCAUGAUGGUUGUUUCUGGAGGACUAACAUGCCGGAUGUUAUGGCCAAUCGCCGUUUGUCUCCUCGCUUGUGCUCUUAAUGCAGCAGGUCUACAACUAGCUACACAGGCCAGACAGGACCUUAUGAGCCCAGAAGGAACCAAAAUCUUUGAAAUGACCUGCCCCGUGUCAGGGGUCAUGGGUCAAGUUUACUACAGAUGGCAAUACUCACCGGCAAUGCAUCUUACACCUGGAAAUGAGAUUGUCCAAUCACCUCAACAUACUAUACGAUCGGAUUCCUUAAUCAUCAGUGAAGUUACAAAGACAGACGCUGGUUUCUACACGGCCAGUGUUACUGAUAAUUCUAGAAGAAUUGUCAGGUGUAUGUUUCAACUUACUGUAGGAUAUGGCCCAGAGUUAGUUGAUGUUGUUCCAACCACGGUCACAGCCAAUUUCUCUCGUCCAUUUAUCUUGACCUGUCCAGUAAGAGGUGUUCCGUUGCCCCAUGUUAUAUGGAGGAAGAAUGGGCGCACAUUGGCACCCUCGGCCAAUGUCCAAUUCGAUGGUCUCGAUAUUAGUUUUGCAUCCGUCUCUGAUUCUGAUAGAGGUCAAUACCAAUGUUCGGCAACCAACCCUUUUGGAACAGUCACCAGUCCGGUUACUAUAAUUAAUAUUCAAUGGCCGUUGAGGUUUGUAGAGAUUCCUCCAUCAGUAUUGGAUAUGGCAGAAGGGCAGAAUAUAUCGGUGCAAUGCAACGUGACGGGCUUCCCUCACGCAAGGAUACUGUGGUACAAGAUAAAUGGAUCGGAUAGCGAGCAGAUUUCAAACUCAUCGCACAUGGUAAUCACCAACAUGUACUCAGAAAGGGUAUCCUGGUCAAGACUUGAUAUUGACGCCCUCAACGUUAGUGAUAACGGGAUGUAUCGGUGUGAGGCAACCAAUGUCAAUCAACAAAUCAGCACAAACUUUGAUCUUGUAGUGCACGCCCCACCGAGAAUAACUUCUGUACAUCCUGCGAUCAGAACUGUUCACGUGGGGAUGGAAGUUGUCUUUGAAUGUUCGGCCACAGGGUUCCCUCCACCAAAAUUUACUUGGUUCAUGAAUGAAAGAGCCAUACCACGUAUUGGCAACACACAUUUCCAUGAAGGUUGGGAUGGAAUCCUUACAAUCGACAGAGUUAUAGAAGCUGAUGCAGGCAACUACACCUGCCAAGCUUUUAAUGAUAUUGGAUAUGAAUACAGUGAUACAACAAGACUAGAUGUAUUUGGUAUAUACUUCAGGGAAAGAGCGCCACCUGUAGUAGCAGUAGAAGAAGGCAACUCGACAGAGCUUGUGUGUGAUGUUGGCGGUGCCGAUUAUGGUGUUCGAAUUGAGUGGUUUAAAAAUAGAACACCAAUUCAGUCCCAGUGUACACCGCGUCAAGCUGAUAGUUUGCCAAGAUGUAAAUACAUGAUAAUGAACAACACUCUUACUAUUCUGAGGGUUAGUCAGCGAGAUUUAGGGACUUACGUUUGCAGAGCUACGGAACAGGGAAAGGCUGAUCCCGAUGUUAUACGAGCAGAAACCAAAGUGUUAUUUGCAGCUCCCGUUGUUAUCUACCCAAGAUUAAAAGAUGUUCACACAGGGGAUGCAGGCCAACCCUUAACGUUAGAAUGUAAGGCAAAGGGAAGUCCGCCCCCUACUGUUGAGUGGCUGUACAGGGGACUUCAUUUGCUCAACGACUCGCACAGAUUGAUCUCGGGAGGGACUAUAAAGUUUCGACGGCUGAUUGCAAGGGAUAGCGGCCAUUACCUGUGCGUAGCGAGCAAUAACAUCACAGAAGCCAGGCAAGAUAUCAGAAUCAAGGUCAAUAGUGCACCUCCAAUGCUAAAUCUUAAACUGAAGCACUCGGGUCGAUCAGUGACAUUGGACUGGAACGUCGUUGGUAAUGGUGGCUACCCUGUGACGAGUUUCAAAUACGAAUACAGAAUGAUAUCACCGAAGACCGGUAAAUGGUCCAGAGACAAGCUCCCUCCGAACAUGAGAUCGCACACAAUCAAAGGGCUGAGAUCUAACGCUACCUAUGAGCUAAAGAUGUGGGCAAGCAACAAACUUGGUCAGGGAACUAUUCUAAGACAGGUGUUUUCAACCGACUCAUAUGGUGAAGGUGGUCUUAGUAACAUCUUCAGCGGUAUGUCCGAGGAUAAUCUAAGAUUGAUCUAUAUCGGAGCGGGUGUGGCUGGUGGUCUGUUUCUUCUCAUCCUGGUGGUGGUCUUUGCUAUCGCUUGCAAACGUAAACCAGAUCCAGCAGGAAUCAGAAGUGAGUCAAUUGGCAAUGCGGUUCCCAGGGUUACAAUUCAAUACAAAUCUUUCCCAAGUUUUCGCCAGACAGAACGAGCAGAUGGUAUAGAGGAUGGCGAAGCCCUGGUCGACGGCUUCCACGAGUCGCCGUCCCACAUUAAUCCAGCUUACGGUGGAUCAGACAAUAUUACAAGCGAGAAUCUUGAACUACAGGAUGUGAAUCCCUCAGAUAGCAACGGAAUCACUGAUAAAAAUGGAAAACCUAUCGCCGGUACUUCCGACGCCAAUGGAACAGCAAAUGACUCUGGUCUAUAAUAAUUUAUAAAACCUAUAAAGCUAUUGACUAUACGUGUUGAAAAAAGCACCUAGAUAAUGAUCGGCUGUAAGCUUUUGGAAGAAUGGGGGGGGGGGGGGGUAGCGUGUCCGUAGUGAGAAUUCACUCACCAAUGAUAUGUAUUUAUAAGUGGGAUAUUUUGUUCAACUCUGUGCAUUCAGAUUUUCCGAUACCGGGCAUGAUUGCUCAGGGGGUAGAACACCCGCCUCAUAAACGGGAGGUCGUGGGUUCGAUCCCCAACCGAAUCAUAGGCCUACGCAAGACUAGAAAAAAAAUGGGACCUUCUGUCUUCCAGUCAAGCGUAUGCGAAUGAGAAAGGGUAAUAUUAACAUGUUGCGUUAAUUGAGCAGUCUCCGCUGCGCGAACAUCUUACAGCUGAAGUGGCCAACCUGGGUAAAUAUAGGUUCUUCUUAUCCUCCUCCUAACUUUUCUCCUUCUUCUUCUUCUACUACUCAUUCGUGUCAUUACGCAAACGUCAAGUGCAUGAUUUCAAAACUCUUCUUGAAUGCUGUUCGAAUUUCCUUUUAUUAUUCUCAUUCCGGCUGGUCCUGUUAGAUGUGUGGUGUUUAGGCAACAUGGGCCAUGUGGUAUAAAACGUUAUCAUAUGAUUCUCCCUGAAUACGUGCAAUAUGUCUGCAUAUUUGUUAUUGUAAAUUACAUUUGAACAUUUUAAGCGACCAUCGAGAUAAUCUAUGCAUUUAUGUAAAGUAUAAUACCUUAUUUAUGAAGCUUUCAUACCGUCAAUGAGUCGCAUGUAUAUACUUUCAUUUGUUCAUUUUAAAUGAGUUAAUAAUGUUAUUUUAAUGCCUUGUUCAUUAUGUUUGUAUCUUGUAUUUAUUUGUCUGUAAUAAUUGAAGUCAUACGAAGUCGAAGCAAUAUCAAACUUCUUAUUUCAAUACAUUAUUCGUGUUUUUUAAUGAUAUUACAUAUUUUGUACAAUGUGAAUUAAGAAGGUUGAAGUCAAAGUAAACUUUCUAUUAAAAGUCGUUAUUUUUUUAAGUGGAUGGUAUAUUUUUUUAUGGCGAGGUAUUCACAAGGACGAAACCGACCGCGUUAUUUUAUGGCAACAUUUCAGAUAUUAAAUUGUUUUUGCCUUUCCAAAGAGGUGUUUCAGCAUUUUCAGAUUUGUGUACAUUGCUGCGAGGUAUUCUUUCUUAUCUGCUUAUGGCCCACAUUAGUUUUAGCCAGUUAAGAUAUCUAUUAGGGGUAGACUUUUAUCUGGCCAAAAAUGUUUAAAUAGAUCGGUGAAACGAUUCGAACAAACGUUAUUAUUUUAAACUAGAAUCAUUUAAAAAAAAUUCAACAAAAUUAAUAUGUGUUAGGCCAAGAAUAUGUGAUGUUCUCACUAGAAAUUAAGUUGGAAAUAUAUAGUAGUUUGCAAUGAUGAGAAGUUGAUUUAAAGUGGAAACGAAUGUGAAUGAAGAUAUUUCUUGUAUUACGAAUAUGAAUUUAAGAAAAAUAAAUGAGAUACUUUUACAGGAA